This is a messenger RNA of Ilex paraguariensis (yerba mate), 1194 nucleotides long. NCBI's taxonomy places the organism in Eukaryota, Viridiplantae, Streptophyta, Magnoliopsida, Aquifoliales, Aquifoliaceae. The record is from the annotation of a GenBank genome assembly.
AUGGAUGCCGCAACGAGCUCUCGGUUUCUUCCACAAAUGAAGCUUGCGGGAUCUGAUCUCCGCUGUUUGAAUCGUAAUUCUUCAAGUUUCUGCCCUCAGACACGGCAGGCCAUGCCUACCUGCUGUGGUUCAUCAGGGGGAAAACAAUUUCUUGAUAUAGCUACAUGUGAAGGAUCUAUUUCGUGUUUUGACUCGACCGAUAAAGAAAGUAGGGUUCUUGGAGGAUUAGCACAUGAUUUUCCGGUUCAGAAGAGAAACCCAGUUGGGAAAACAUUUUGCUCUGCAGAAGUGUGCACAUACCCCGGGAGUGCUAUUGAAUCUCAUUCACACACUUCAGAGGAAAAGAUAGGAGUGCUGCUUUUGAAUCUUGGAGGACCAGAAACACUUCAUGAUGUUCAGCCAUUUUUGUUCAACUUGUUUGCAGAUCCGGAUAUCAUACGUCUCCCUAGGUUGUUCAGAUUCCUCCAACAACCAUUGGCGCAACUCAUUUCUGUACUCCGGGCUCCCAAAAGUAAGGAAGGGUAUGCUGCCAUUGGAGGUGGUUCGCCUUUGCGAAAAAUAACGGAUGAACAGGCUAAUGCACUUAAAAUGGCAUUGGAAGCCAAGGAAGUCCCUGCAAAUGUCUAUGUUGCCAUGCGGUACUGGCACCCCUUUACUGAGGAAGCUGUUAAGCAGAUUAAAAGGGACAGGGUUACAAAACUUGUAGUGCUGCCUCUCUAUCCGCAAUAUUCCAUCUCUACGACUGGGUCAAGCAUCCGUGUUUUGCAGAGCAUCUUCAGUCCUGGUAUCAACGAGAAGGUUAUAUCAAUUCUAUGGGCUGACUUGAUUGAGAAGGAGUUAAAGAUUUUCUCUAAACCUGAGGAGGCCUUGAUAUUCUUCAGUGCCCAUGGGGUACCAGUCAGUUACGUUGAGGAUGCGGGUGAUCCAUACAGAGAUCAGAUGCAGGAGUGCAUUCACUUGAUAAUGGAAGAAUUGAAAUCAAGAGGAAUAAAAAAUGAUCAUACUCUAGCUUAUCAGCCCUACACUGAUGAAGUUCUUGUUGAGCUUGGCCAAAAAGGUGUGAAGAAUCUCCUGGCUGUUCCUGUGAGCUUUGUGAGUGAGCAUAUAGAGACCCUUGAAGAGAUUGAUAUGGAGUACAAGCACUUGGCUCUGGAAUCUGGCAUUGAAAACUCUGGGGCCGAGUUCCUGCUCUAA